UGGAUUCCUCGUAAGCAGGCUCCAAAGUCAGUGGACGCAACCAAUAGUAAACUCAAGCAUCCUUUUCCUUCUACAUAGAAAGACUUGAAAUUCUUCACAACAAGGCAUUAACAACUCAAACUUGCGCGCCAAUCUCUCCCCCUAAACGCGGAUUCGCAUGUGGGUUUUGCAAUCUUCAUACCUUCUUACAUGUCAAACAACAAGUUAGCUCUGAGACUCGACGGCAGUGAAGCAAAUUUUGGGCCUUUGGAAUUUGCUGGUCAUCGCUGUCGCCUUCCAACUUGAAAGUUUAUACUGUUUUCUUAUAACUUUCACUUUCAGAAAAUCAACCACUUGUACGGAUUUUUGCGUAUAAUAACCAAUUGGCAAUUAACUGGAAGCCCAAUAUCUCAUACAUACAGAGACUAAAGUGAUAGAAAAAGGAUCCCGUUAUCCUGAAAUCUUACCAAAAUGGAGGUUUCGAAUGGAGCAGAAGAAGCUUCUGGAAAGAAGUUUGCACUUCCGGUGGACUCCGAGCACAAGUCGACCGAGUUCAGACUAUUCUCGGUGGCAGCGCCUCACAUGCGGGCGUUUCAUCUAUCGUGGAUUUCCUUCUUCGCGUGCUUCGUCUCCACGUUUGCUGCUCCGCCUCUGCUGCCAGUGAUCCGCGACAAUCUUGGCCUAACUGCAACCGACAUUGGGAAUGCCGGAAUAGCCGCUGUCUCCGGUGCGGUGUUUGCGAGGAUUGCCAUGGGGACAGCCUGUGAUCUGUUCGGGCCUCGCCUUGCCUCUGCGGCUCUCACCCUCCUCACCGCGCCAGCAGUCUACUGCACUGCCAUCGCCACCUCUCCCGCCUCCUUCCUCCUCGUCCGCUUCUUCACUGGCUUCUCCCUAGCAACCUUCGUGUCAACGCAGUUCUGGAUGAGCUCGUUGUUCUCGUCCAAGGUUGUUGGCACGGCCAAUGGCGUGGCGGGCGGGUGGGGGAACCUCGGUGGUGGAGCAACUCAGCUCAUCAUGCCCCUAGUGUUUGACUUGAUCAAGCACGUGGGCUCGAGUCAGUACACAGCGUGGAGGAUUGCCUUCUUCGUCCCCGGUCUCUUCCAAACUCUAUCUGCAUAUGGAAUUUUCUUUCUAGGUCAAGAUUUGCCUGAUGGAAACUACUCUCAGCUUCAGAAAUCCGGAGAUAAGCACAAAGACAGUUUCAAGCAGGUUUUGUAUCAUGCAGUCACAAAUUACAGAGGAUGGAUCCUGGCAUUGACCUAUGGCUACUGCUUCGGUGUUGAGCUAACAAUAGACAACAUAAUCGCGCAGUACUUCUACGACAGGUUCAACGUGAGCCUCCACACCGCUGGGAUCAUUGCAGCCAGCUUCGGAUUAGCAAACCUCUUCUCCAGACCGGGAGGAGGGAUCCUCUCAGAUAUCAUGGCAAACAGGUUCGGAAUGAGGGGCCGGCUCUGGACUCUUUGGAUCGUGCAGACGUUAGGAGGCGUCUUCUGCAUUCUUUUGGGGAAAGUAGGAUCUCUGGCGGUAUCAAUAGCCGUCAUGCUCAUAUUCUCUGUGUUCGUUCAAGCAGCGUGUGGCCUCACCUUCGGGGUUGCACCUUUUGUUUCAAGAAGGUCACUAGGCUUUAUAUCAGGGAUGACAGGUGGUGGUGGAAACGUAGGCGCGGUUCUAACUCAAGUCAUCUUCUUUAGAGGGUCACAUUACUCAACAGAAACAGGUAUAACAUUGAUGGGGGUGAUGAUAGUGUGCUGCACCCUGGUGAUUAUGUUGAUACACUUCCCACAAUGGGGUGGGAUGUUGUGUGGGCCGUCUUCAAAAGGCGCCACGGAGGAAGAUUACUACUUGUCCGAAUGGAGUGCAGCCGAGAAGGAGCGGGGUUUCCACACCGCCAGCUUGAAAUUCUCGGAAAACAGCAGAAAUGAAAGGGGCAAACGGGUCGAACCAGCGCCUACACCAACUAUUGGCACUCCCAAUGCAUAUGUCUAACACAAACCACUUGUGCUAUAUGCAUUGCCGUGCUGUGUGAUUUUACUCUAGGCUAAACUGUCAUGCUUGGUCUUUCUACUAUGUGUUGUGUGUGUAUCACAUACUGUCAAGUUUCAAUGCUAUAAAGAGUUGCACAUUGGCAUUA
Messenger RNA from Salvia miltiorrhiza (redroot sage), 2113 nucleotides. RefSeq names its product high affinity nitrate transporter 2.5. The coding region runs from base 451 to 1968 and encodes 505 amino acids. Gene Ontology annotation, molecular function: nitrite transmembrane transporter activity; nitrate transmembrane transporter activity. The transcript is spliced from 2 exons. The record is from RefSeq and is a predicted model, not a curated record. Gene Ontology annotation, cellular component: membrane. Lineage: Eukaryota; Viridiplantae; Streptophyta; Magnoliopsida; Lamiales; Lamiaceae. Gene Ontology annotation, biological process: nitrate transmembrane transport; nitrite transport.